GCCCUUGCUUUCGCGUCUCCUCCCUUGUCUCGGCUCUCGUCUCGCCUUCACACCUUUCUUCCCCACCCCUACUCCUGCCGGAACCCGUGAUCCCGGCGCGAGCAUCUCACGCGCACUUCACCUCGUAUCACCGGAUCCAUCCUCCUUACGGUAGCUGGAGCUCCCGAGCUAGACCUAACCAAGCCGUGUCCGAUCCACCGAGCUCGGUGUUGGCCAGGCCCAGAUCUGCGAGAUCGCCACCGACCGCGCCCCGCCUUCUCCGAGGUACAGUGGCCAAGCCGUACCCCUCAGAUCCGCUCUUCCGUCCACUCAUCCCCGAUGCGUCGCUGUUGAUUGGCUGAGCCGGUGUGGUGGCUCUAGUUAUGAUUUUGGGAUCCCUGGGGCUCGGACGCCGCGGGUACUAAGCGGCAUCUCGCCGGCGGUGUGGUCCUGAGGCAGCGGUCCGGGCGAGAUGCAGCGGAACGGGGUGACGGAAUGCACCGUGUGUCGUUCCCGGCUUGUGGUGCCGAGCCCCCGGAGCGUAUCCAGGGCGUACGACAAGCACCACAACAAGAUAUCGUCCAAGUUCCGCGCGCUCAAAUUCCUCCUCGUCGUUGGCGACUGCAUGCUCGUCGGUCUGCAGCCCAUCCUAGUGUUCAUGUCAAAAGUCGAUGGGAAGUUUCAGUUCAGCCCCAUCAGUGUUAACUUUUUGACAGAGGUCGCAAAAGUUUUCUUUGCUAUCGUCAUGCUAAUUAUUCAGUCUCGAAAGCAAAAGGUUGGGGAAAAGCCACUUCUGGCACGUUCAACCUUUGUACAGGCAGCCCGUAACAAUGUGCUCCUAGCUGUUCCUGCACUUCUAUAUGCCAUCAACAAUUACCUUAAAUUUAUCAUGCAGUUGUACUUCAAUCCUUCAACUGUGAAAAUGCUAAGCAACCUAAAGGUACUGGUCAUAGCUGUUCUGCUGAAAUUUAUAAUGAGGAGGAGAUUCUCUGUAAUUCAGUGGGAAGCUCUUGCUCUAUUGCUUAUUGGGAUUAGCAUCAAUCAACUUCGGACUGCGCCUGUAGGCAAUACAGCAUUUGGACUUCCUAUCACUGCUAUUGCAUACAUAUAUACACUGGUUUUUGUAACUGUUCCAUCACUGGCUUCUGUCUACAACGAGUAUGCCAUGAAAAGCCAAGAUACUAGUAUUUAUCUUCAGAAUUUGUUUCUGUAUGGUUACGGUGCAAUAUUCAACUUCCUUGGCAUCCUUGGGACAGCCAUAUUCCAAGGGCCAGAGAACUUUAAUAUCCUUCAAGGGCAUUCAAGGGCUACAUUGUUUCUCAUAUGCAACAAUGCUGCACAAGGCGUUCUUUCUUCAUUCUUCUUCAAGUAUGCAGACACAAUUUUGAAGAAGUAUUCGUCAACUGUUGCCACAAUUUUCACUGGUCUAGCCUCUGCUGCUUUUCUGGGACAUACCUUAACUAUUAACUUUCUCCUGGGCAUAUCAGUGGUGUUUAUUUCAAUGCACCAGUUCUUCUCACCACUAGCUAAAGUCAAAGACGACAAACCAGGUGAAAUAUUGGAGUUGGAAAAUACACAGAAUCAUCGGUCAUCUGAAUCUUCUUUUGUAAAUAUGACUGCUGGUGCUGCUGAUGAUGCUAGCCAUCGGAUUGGUACUGAUGAAAGGCAACCACUGUUGCCAACGUGAAAUAUAUUUUUAAGGUAGGAUAGGAGACAAUUCUUUUUUGCCGUGUUUCCUACAGUUGGGGACAGCAGAUUUUGUGUAGUGCUGCGAGUAAAAUAAACUAUGUACACUGUAAAGGCAAAGAAAGAAGCUACGAAUGUGUUUUCCCUUUCGAUUACAAUUUUUCGGAGGGGGUGUUGUUGGGGUGGCAGUGGCACAGCAUAAUCCGGAUAGACAAAUAUAAUUCCAUAGGGAGUCCCCAAUAUUAUACAUAGAUUUUCAUUUCCUUUUUCUUUUCUGAACCUGUAUACUACACGAUCAAUGAUGUAUUCUUUUUGUUGCUGAAUAUUUGAGCCACCGAUUACUAUUAUACAAUAUGUUGCUUGGUUUUCCUGC
Messenger RNA from Brachypodium distachyon (stiff brome), 2038 nucleotides. RefSeq names its product CMP-sialic acid transporter 5. Gene Ontology annotation, molecular function: pyrimidine nucleotide-sugar transmembrane transporter activity. Lineage: Eukaryota; Viridiplantae; Streptophyta; Magnoliopsida; Poales; Poaceae. Gene Ontology annotation, cellular component: Golgi membrane. Bases 452 to 1666 code for a protein of 404 amino acids. The transcript is spliced from 15 exons. The record is from RefSeq and is a predicted model, not a curated record. Gene Ontology annotation, biological process: pyrimidine nucleotide-sugar transmembrane transport.